GGAAAGGAGAAGGGGGAUCGAUGAACGUACGGAGAGGUGGAAUUCAGGUGCGAGUCGUAGUUUGCUCCACGAUCCUCAGUUUACCGUGACCAGUCGACGCGACGCAGUCUGAUAUUUACCCUCCGGCACCUCACUCUCUUUCUUACUCGCGUUUUCAUUUUUGAACAUUGUCACGCGUUUCCCAAUUCAAAAUUAACGAAUAAUCUUUCGGUAUUGUCUUGUUGCGAUUACCGAAAUGCGAAUUGAUUCGGCUCGAUCUCGACAAUUCAGGGUACAACAUUAUCCACCGAUUCGACGAAUUUUUAGCAAGACGAGUAUGUUUCCAACUCAAGAUGGUUUUUUCGAACAUCGUUGACUUCGAAUCGUAUUCGUCGUAGGAGACGAUAGCGCAUACCGUGUCACGAUACGAGGAUGGAUUCGACGAUGAUGACAUUGUUCGUCAUAGUGCUGUUGGUGAUCGGCAGCACGACCGCCGCGUUGAAUCACGAUGGAGUGAAAUGUGGUGAAAAACAUUGCUCCACCAUCGAGUAUUGCAGUAGCUACGACAAAAGUUGCAAACCGUGUUCCUCCAUCUGUAACAAGACCGCUCGCAACUAUUUGCCCCAAGAGUGCUUCUCCGAUUGUCAAGUCUAUCUUCAUGAUGAGCGAUACGUUCUUCUAAAUGAGUACGAAGAGUUGCGAGGAGAAGUUGGAAGAUUAUGGAUUCUAGUCUCGAUAUCCAUCACGAUAGCUUGCGUAUCGUUUCUGUUGACUCUCUACCUGAUAUUCGCCAGAAAACUCACACGAUGGGAAAAGAUGCGAGCUGCUAUAGGACGAAGUUUCGCUAGUAAAAAGAUAAAGAGAAUGUCGAGCAAUAAUAAUGACAAUAAUGUGAGUAAAACCAACAAUAAUAACAAUGAUCGUAACAGAGCAACGCUCCAAGAUGCGGAAUUGGGCACAUCAAAGCAAAACGGAUUGAAAUUAACGAUGCCCACAAUCAGCGCAAGCGUGGCUCCAUCUCGAUAUUCAGAGAACGAAACCAGACAUGGAAACGGAAGUUCAGCCGGAAGUGGAAGUGGGAGCGGUAGCGGGACUGCNGUCAGUAAUGUGACUCCAAACACCACCAGCACCUCACUCUCGAGAAGGCAUCCAAGCGAGGAUACCACUCUCGACUACGCUUAUGACAAUCCAGCGAUGACACCAAGCCCGGAAUCCGUCCAGUUAAGAACGAAGCGCGAGAGUUCCUUUUAAAUUCGAAUCGAAAUUGAAUCGAUUCAUGUGCUCCAUUCGGAUAAUAACUAUGACAGUUUAUUGAAAAAGCAAUCUCCUCACCGAUUUUAACGAGCUUGAAGUAGUGUUUAGUAGUGUAUAGAGUGGUACAUAGUGGUAGUAGAUAUGGACAUAAAUAUAUGUGUAUAGAAUAGACUUUUAGGAACGCGAGAA
Molecule: messenger RNA, 1422 nt
Organism: Apis dorsata (giant honeybee)
Lineage: Eukaryota; Metazoa; Arthropoda; Insecta; Hymenoptera; Apidae
Exons: 6
Coding region: 412-1230 (272 amino acids)
Source: RefSeq, a predicted model, not a curated record